UAAAUCGGAAAUUAGGUGGUUCAGUUGAUUUUCCAUUUCUUAGUUUUAUUUUUCUGUGCCUUAAGAGUGAUUAAAUGGUAAAUAAUAAAUAAAAGAAGAAAAUAAAACCGAUUCAAGUGUAAUGCUGGCAAAAAAAAAUCCAGAAUACAUACGCGAUCACUCGAUUGUUCUUUUGACAGUGGCAUAUGACGAAGCACCACACGGUUGUCCUCGAUAUUUAUCCGGCACAGAAAAAGCAAAGAAAGUGCCGUUAGUAAUUGAAUUCUUCCUUCCGACUGUGUGUUCGUGCCGAUUGCGUCAGCGACGAGAAGAACGUGCCAGAAUUUAAAAAGCGAACUCGCGAUCGUAACGGAAAUAUGUAAAAUAAAGCCCUUAACACCCAACCAAGACACCCGACUAAGCCAGUCAGGUUUGGAACGAACGCAUUGCUCCAACAACCGCAACAACGCCUGGGAAUUGUUUCUAAGUGAAGUUAAUCAGCGUGAUCAUAACCCUCCUUAAUGCGUGCGCUUUGUCAAAUGUAAAGUGUCCAACAACAACCGACCGACCGUGUGAGGAAGCACUUGGUUUUCAUUCAAUUCGACCAGCACUGGAUCACGGUAAAGUGUGUGUGUUUAUUGUGUGUAACGAGAAUUGCGUGUCUCGCAUUCGAGUGAAUGAAGAGUGAUGUUGGUGAAGAAAAAAGUGUAGUUUGAGUGUACUAGUGCGCUCAUUAAAAUGAUACAAAGCAAGUGAUGAAGGUGAAGUGAUGUUCGUUUGUACGUAAAUGGGAAAUCAUCAGUGUUUUUCUCGCUUAGCGAAGUGAUCAGUGAUAAGUGAUUUACUGGAGCCUGUCGACCCAAAUAGAGAGUAGGAGAGUGUCGACGUAGUUCAGCGACAACAGGCUAGACCCCGUCGUCGGUGCUAUAUCUUCUUCCAAUGCCAUCACCACUGAUUCCACAAGGUAGCGGUGCUUGAAGCACAGAGACGAUCGGAGCAACCAGAGCGUUCAUGGAAAGGAAAACAACGCUGGCAGUGAAGCUUAUUCCAUCCUGAAGUGGGCUGCAGUUUCACGGUGCAUCGGAACGAAAGUGAUAUCGAAUCGUUGCAAGGCUUCACUGGCUAAACGAUCGUCCGACGGAAGCGAAAUAGAUCGCGAAAUAGGUGCGAGAACUGGUGCGCGAAACAACCGAUCGUACUCGUCGGCCUCGGGAGUACGAUUGCACGCUGAUAUCCGUUCGUGGUAGACUCGCGCGCUAAUCCGGUGCCGAACCUGCAGCAGGACAGAUCCUCCUCUACUGCUUGCGAGUGCAGGAGUGCAGCUGGUUCCGUCACGACGACCUCGAGUCUCUACCUUAUCUGGUUCUGCGAAAGAAAAUCUUGCGUGGGAAAGGUCACGCCAUAUAGAGGAAACCCGCGACCUAUCGUCCCGAUGCCCAGUCGGUGAAAAAGUGGGCCGGUGUUGAAGGUGCAAAGAAGGACCGCGCGAAUCUGUAUGCAGCGGUAAAGCACAACAUUCUAUCGAUCGUUUUACGUUGUGUGUGUAGUGUUGUUUAAUUCGUUACGUUGGAUUACCCGUUCACGUCAUGUUACGACGCGGUGCUAGUGGCUGGUGGAUCUCGGUAGCCCUGCUGACGGCCUUUACCGCCCGGACUACCGUGGUGGCCCAAUGCCCUUGGCAGCGGGAGGUACCCGAUCUGCAAAACUCUUGCUUAUGUGCCUACAACCUCGGACAGGAACUGUCCGUACAAUGUGAUCAAGUGGAUUUUCCCGUGUUAGUUGAAGCCUUAGACAAAUAUGCGCGUGCAACUCCAUUGGAUCUGCUGUACGUAAACAAUUCGACGAUCGAGCAGCUAGAAGGGGGUAUGUUCGUCAACUUGAAGCUGCACAACGUCCAACUGAGCAGUUGCAAAAUGCGACAAAUCAACGAGAAAGCCUUCCAAGGACAAGAGGCAGUUCUGAAGAACCUAAAUCUUCAGGAUAACCUACUAGAAGAGGUACCAAUUCGAGCGCUUAAACCACUCACCAUUCUAAACCUCCUCGAUAUCUCGAAGAACCGAUUGCACAGUGUGCCAAACGACGCAUUUGCUGGAUUGCGCAAACUAUCCACCCUGAAGCUGUCCGAUAACAACGUCACACUUGCACCAUUUGCUUUCCGCGGGCUAGAGGCAAGCCUGAAAAAUCUUAACCUCAAAGGCACAAAACAGAAGCGUGUCCCGGAGGCAGUUCGUGGUUUGCGAACGCUUGCCUUUCUCGAUCUCUCGCAGAAUGGCAUCCGAGAAUUACCCGGUGGGGCUGGCGUGAAAUCUUUUGAUGGGUUAGACGCCCUGACCGCACUCAAUCUUGAAAGGAAUCUUAUCCAAAGCUUGGGUGAAACAGCAUUUUCCGGUGUGCGAAAAACGCUUAGCUCGUUGAGUUUGCUUAACAACUUACUGGCAGAGUUCCCGGUUGGAGCGAUUCACUCGCUGCGAGAGUUGCGUGUGCUUGAUAUCGGUUUCAAUCUUCUCACUGCAUUGCCUGAGACGGCGUUCCGAGGUAACCCAGCCGUAACGCUGCUAGCUUUAGAUGGAAAUCCACUACCAACCGUGCCAGAGAAAGCAUUAGCUCAUCUUAAUCGAACGCUGCGAGGAUUAUCGCUCGGCGGUCGCUUCUUGCACUGCGAUUGCAAGUUGCGCUGGGUGGCCGAAUGGAUCCGAAGUGGUGAUUUACAGGUAACUUCACGCGAACGUAAUCCACAGUUCUGUGGCUCUCCAAAUCGCUUCCGAGAGCGCGGCUUUUACUCCAUCCAACCGGAGGAACUCACCUGUCCCGAGUCAGAGGUUGCUCUCGAAGGACCGGUCGGUGUGGUUGAAUCUUUGCUACCUAAAAUGACCACAGCUCGUACCACAACAGCUUCAUCUACAAUGACCACACUUUUAACCCAAUCGACAACGCUCAGUGGUAUUACCAAUGCUACAGUCUUUGUUGUAGCCACGUCACCCUCAACCACCACGCAGCAAGGUUCUUCAACGAACGCCGCAGAAACACAGUCUUCCAACAGCACAACGUCACAGAGCACGUCGCUAACAACAACGACACUUCCAACAAUGAAACAAUCCACCACAGCUCCAUCAACGACUUCCACGACGACCAAGACACCGGUUACGAAGAAUUGGCGCGGGAACGGUAGCAGCAACAACUCGCCUCCUCACAAACAGAGGCCCCCGCUUGUGCUCGGUUUCCCACCACAACGCGGUACCCAGAUAGACGACUCCAAAGAGGUGCAGGUUAAAAAUGCUUUCAGUUCGCGCCAGGACAACUCAGUGAUCAUCCAGUGGGACUCGGACACGGCCAACAUACUUGGCUUCCGUGUGGUCUAUCGUCUGUUUGGCGAUAAGAGCUUUAAGCAGGGUCCACCGCUAGAGGCGAGUGAGCGUGAGUUCAAGAUCAAGAACGUACCGUCAGCGGAAUGCAUUAUCGUGUGCGUGGUGUCACUCGAGGAGAUUAACGUAACGCCCGACAAUGUACCAUACACUCAGUGCCGGGAGGUGCGCACGGUAGCCUCACCCGCAUCUAACAUGGACAAGAUUACGAUCGCUGCCAGUGCUGCAAUAUGUGGCACAAUCAUCGUAGCGGUAAUCGUCUUCAUUGCCGCUAGCAGGAUUCUUUUCAGAAGACGUUCCAAGAAGCUGCAGUCCCUGUCGCAACAAAAGAGCGCUCUGCCGAUCGCCGGUCUGCCGGUCAAUUGCUGUGGUCCGACGCCGAGCCCGAACGGGCCACUCGGAUCGCUGGCCACACUGUCCGCGUUCAACUCGCACAAGCAGGACUGGGACCAGGUGUCUGCAUAUAGCGGUCGCUCGAUACCGCGACCACGCAUCUUCCCGUUGGAAAAUCAAGCCAUUCCAGACGAUCUCCGCAGUCACGUGUCCCACUUCUCGGCCGUCGGAGGCGGCGGUGGGGGUGGGCAGAAAGUAGGCAAGGCACGCUCGAUAGCCGAUGGACAGUCGCACCACAGUUUCUCCAAUCACUCGCAGCGCGGGUAUCUCGGUUCGGCAUUUCCCAGCAAUUUGGUUAACUCGCGACCAGAACUAAGACAGUCCAGACAGUCGCUGGCAGCAGCGUCGGAGCGUAUGUCACGAGCAUCAUAUGCAGGUUCAAUCGUACACGGUCCGGCCCAUAGUAUAGCUUCGAGCACAAGACGCACACGGCCAAGGUCUCGAUCGCGAGACCAAUUGAGUGGCGCGCAUAUCCACACCCAUCAGCAUCGUCCUGGCAGCCGAUACUCUACCGCCGGCUCAACACACACGCUCAACAACUAUUGCGACACGUCCGACAACUGGACCGAUCACGACAUGGACAUCUACAUGGCGCGCAACCCAACGGCACGCAACGGCGGUAUGGUGCCCUUAUGAGACCGGCUGCUCGUUUCCUGAUACGGUGAUCUACCGCACGAUUACGUUGAACUUUUCUGACAUCGACUCUCAUCCGACGGUCCUUUUCCGCCUCCCGCAACUGAUGACCGUCGGACGACGGAUAUGGUGCCGUGCGAUCAGUACAGUACGGAGGCACCGCCCGAGUAUAGCAAAAUUAACGAACAUGAAAUGAUCCCACUAGCAACGAUCCGAUACAACGACGAGUACGGUGUUGGCGGUGUGUCGGUGCAUCCUCGAACGCCACCAUUAUUAAGCCACAAGCCGCGUGACUGUCGGGCGACUACACCACCACUCGAGAGUCUGCUAGUGUCCCCGAGUGGCCCCGGUUACGUCGAGUUGGAAAAUUACUGCAAUCGGCUAAAGGAGAACCUACAGCACUGAACUGAACCAGUGAAGGAGCCAUUCCAACCAGGAUUCCGACCGUUAAUUUUUCUUUCUUUCUCCACCAACCUCAAGGGUGGCAAAACAUUGUAUGCAAUCAUAUACUUGUAAAACAAGCCGCUACUAAUUAGCGACACGGUCGAUCUAUGGAUAAACGCUAUUUAAAAAGCAUUGCAGCAUUAAUUGUAGACAAUUUCAAUGACCAGUUAUGAAUAUAAGGUAGUGGAUUUAGAAAAUGUAUGUUUAAGCAAAGCAUAACACGAAAAGCACAAAAUGUGGGCCUUUUUUGCGAGUAGCCUAAGUAAACAAAAACGUACUAAACAAAUCAACAAUAAGAAUGACUGAUGUCACCAACGCAAAUGCAUUAAACGAUAUAGUAAGACGACGGGAGAAACAACCCGAGACGCGUAGUUAAGAUUUCAACCCGCACUGGACAUACACGUUUACAUACCCAUACGUUCCCACGCGCACAUAUCAUCCAGUCUCUCCCAGGAGAAACUUUAUUAGGCAAGAAACUGUAGAAUAAACACUUGGCAAAGGUCCUGCAAAAAAAGGAAACAGGCAGUACUAAUAGAAAUCAUACAGCGAUUACGAUUCAUCCAAAAAACGGAAUGCAGAUAGAACAAGAAGCAUUUUUAGGAUGAUUUUGCAAAGGCAAACACUGUUUCAUACACGCAAUACAUUCGGGACAAAACGGGCUCUCAAAUAUAUACUCACGUUCUUCCCAUGUGUCCUGCACUUCCCAGAUCCCUUCCCUAGCAUCAAGCAAGCUUGUCCAACAGAACGUCAAAACCUUAGAUCCUUCAGGAAAUUGAAGGUUAGAUGUAACCGUGUUGUUUUUAGAUAAUCAUCUCCACUAUCCUUUCCCGACCAUGUUGUUUUCUGAUUUCUUGCACGUUUAUUGCAUCGUGUGCCAUCUCUGCCCGGUGUGUUUCUUGUUUUGUUUGUUUAGUUUUUGUCGGCAUAGGCUAACCUUUUUUCCGGAUGAGCGCUCGCAUCUUCUGUAUUUUUGUUUCCAUUUCACAUAACCUUAUCCUUACUUCUAAACAAACGAUACAUUAAAGGACCAAAAGGAAUCGUCUAUACUCAAUGGAAGAAUAACACAGAUUGUUUAUUAUUCGUCUUUUGAUUGAAUUAAUCUGACAAAACGGCGUCAAGCCGUCAUACUUAAAUAAGUAAAUAAUUGAAAUAAUCCAACGAAUGGACAAGGAGCAUGGCCAGGAUGUGAAUGCUUUUUAAAUUAUUUUCAUCAAUGAUUGAAAAUCCUUUUCAAUUAUUUUCACUGAUAAUUUCCAUCGAAAACCGACUCUUCUAACCUUCGUUGGGGUAUUUUAAUCAAUGUUCAAUCAUAGUUUAGUGCAAUCCCUUUUCCCACCAAUAAUCCUUCAUCCUUAAAAAUGCAUCCAACAACGAAUGCAGUUGUUAAGUUUGUCUUGUACACCGUAGCUCAUUCGUAACAUUAACGGCUAAACGAAAAGUAACGAUGUAGUUUAGCGAAAUGUGCUAACACUAAGUUUAACAUGCGAUAGUUAACAAAAGCAAAACAGAUAACAGAGAAAGAUUGACAGAAGGAUCUUCCCCACUUAGAGUUCGUAGUGUAAGACUAAUAACUAGGCUAAGUAUACCACUGUACGACCAAUCUUAGCCGUAGAUCUGUUGUUUAUGUUUUUGAUUGAUUGUUCGUGUUUAUACACGGUAAUAAAUGCAAUAAGUGUUGGGAUUGUAGCUUUUUUCUAAUGUAAUGAAAGUCCCGUAUUCACAUGAAUCAAUUGUCGAUUAGCAUAGUAGUAGUUCAAGCAAGAUAAAAUUAAUAUAACAUAUUGUAACCAGUAACAUCAAAUCAAAGGUCUAAACAACAAAAGGGAUUUGGAUAUUGGGAAUAGUGGUACUGUGGAUUCAACGGGGCUUCGAAUAGGGAAUUGGUUUAGAACAUUACUGUUUAGAAAAAUAAGAAGAGUCUAUACAUGUAUGCACUGUUCGAUAACUAAAAACAAGGCGAUCACUAUGUGUUGAUUUGUCGUCAUUUAUGUGAAGUUGUUUGCAUCUAUUUGGCCAGAUAAGCGAAUUGAAUGGAAGCAUGAUUAUUCGGUUUCAGAAAUUGCAGCAUAAAGACAAAUUAUUCAUUAGUAUAUCAAAAACAAGACAAAAUCAAAUCCGUACACCAAAUAUGAUAAGGCAAAAUACGCACGAGAUGGUAGACGAAACUUGAACAUUUAACUUAUUUCUUAAAAGAACAGUGCGAAUGUAAGACCAAUUGGCGGAUCAUUAAACGAAUGGUAUCUAUUUUUGUACGUAAACACAACAGAAAAUCACUGAAAAAAUACUCAGCAUAAGCAUAGAUGAAUACGGUGCGCACCCCAAAUGCCAAAAAGGCCAAUGGUGGACCAUGUGCAACCAAACAAGGCAGCCUUAUUUCAUUCAAUUUUGCGCACUGCAUAGUGAGUCUCAGUAAUAUACAUACAUUUUUGUUAAAUAACAAUUAUAACACAAUAUCUUGUGUCUUAUAUGGCUUGUGUCUUUUAGCACACGCAUAUGAAUAAGCCUUGCAGGUACAUAAGAGGACACGUCGAUUGAAUGCAUUGUGUGAUGUGUUAAACAAUUAUCGGUACUGUAAGAACCACCCUUGGGCGGUUCUUGACUAUAACGAUUCACGAAACUGUCCCUCUACCUUAUAAGAAAACGUAUUAUUGUACAAAACGUUACUGCUUUGGGUUUUUGAUCUUUUUUCUACAAUUUAUCCGUUUGAAACUGAUGUCAGGUUUUACGUGGUCGGAACUAUUGCCCGCCCGCACGCCCACCACCGCAACACCUUUUCCAUCGAUCAUCCUCAUCGUCCGAUACGAAAACUUGACAUUACAUGAAGACGGGAAUAAUGAACACAGUUGAAAGUUAACAUAAAACAAGCAGAUGAAAAGUGAGGUUGAAAAUGUUGUAAAGAGAUGCUUGUGGAUGCAUGUGCAAGACAGCUGAGAUAAGACGGUAAGUUAAAGGAGAAGUUAUCAUUAAUAAUAGAGAACCCGCAAGAGAAGAUUUGAAGUGUUGUAAUCGAAUCGACUUAGUUGUUAACACACAAACAAAUAUAACUCUAUUCUCCCUAAAACCAAGUGCAAUGAAAGCUACUGUCCAUGGACGAACGGAGACGUGACAGGAGACAUGUCAGGAGCAGAGAGUUCGAAUUUGAAUAAUAUUUAUACAAUAUACAAAUCUAGAAUCAUAUAUUGUAAAACUAAAAAGAUGUAACCCCCACUAGUUCUUCCCCACUGACGUAACAAAAGGGAACGCAAUAAAUACAGCUGUAUAUAACAAUAAUCAAAUGAAAUAAACAUCAAUUUAAAAGAUAACA
Molecule: messenger RNA, 8115 nt
Organism: Anopheles stephensi (Asian malaria mosquito)
Lineage: Eukaryota; Metazoa; Arthropoda; Insecta; Diptera; Culicidae
Gene: haf
Product: leucine-rich repeat and fibronectin type-III domain-containing protein 3
Exons: 11
Coding region: 1566-4370 (934 amino acids)
Molecular function (GO): protein binding
Source: RefSeq, a predicted model, not a curated record